Drosophila gunungcola (fruit fly) is the source of this 4339-nucleotide messenger RNA. RefSeq lists its product as uncharacterized. Gene Ontology annotation, molecular function: ATP hydrolysis activity; ABC-type transporter activity; ATP binding. Bases 683 to 3712 code for a protein of 1009 amino acids. Lineage: Eukaryota; Metazoa; Arthropoda; Insecta; Diptera; Drosophilidae. The record is from RefSeq and is a predicted model, not a curated record. The transcript is spliced from 9 exons. Gene Ontology annotation, cellular component: plasma membrane.
UCGGGCGCCGUUGGAUGUUUUUUUUCAAUGCUCAAGCGCGCCGUGUGUGGAUUGCCUAUAGCUGAAUCUAUAGCUCUCCGGUUUUCGUCGUGUUCUUCCAUCGUUUUACGUUUCUGCGUGUUUCUCCAUUCGUUCGAUCUGUCCGUCUUUUCGGUUCGGCUUUACACAAAAAUCCCCCUGUUACUCCCCCACUCCCAAAAAAAAAAAGUUAACUCGUGUGUUAUCAAAUAUGUUUACAAAAAACCUACAUAUGUUUAAUGAAUAAAACAAAAAAAAUAAUAAUAAUUUGAGUUGCAAAAAAAGUGCUGACGAUUUUAAAUAUCAUAUCCGAGAAGGAAACGAAGAAUUUUAAUACGUUCCGCCGCUUUCUGGUCUGCCAUAAAUUCGAGAGGAAAAAAGAAAAAAAGGAGCCAGACAAAGCCAGGGAAUUAUGAAAUUUUAAAGAAAUCCCCAAAAACCCAAGACCCAACAGCCACGAAAUAUGUUUAAUGCAUUAAAAUAAAGGAAACGUGUUUAAGGCGAGUGCAGGCACCAGGCGAACAAAAAGUUAUAUACACACGCGUAUAUAUACUUAUUUAAACAAGAUUUACAUUUAAAAUCCACCAAAUACACACGUACGUAUAUUUAAACUGUGGCGGCAACAGCAACAACACCGUGCUAAAGCGUUCACAAAAAGGUGAUAAUGAUUAUUUCCAAGGAUUUUUUCAUAUUUGGCGAACAAAUUUUUGCAACAAUCAUACCAGAAGGUGGAGCCGCAGCGCUAGCAACCCAGCAGCAACAUCAGCAGCAACAUCAGCAGCAGCAGCAACAACAGCCGGCAAUUAUAAAUUCAACAGCAACAGCAACAACGAACACGGCUACUUCGUUGUUAAUAAACUCGACGGCAUCGUCAACAACAGCAGGAGCAGCUGAACAAGUUGUAGAGGAGUCAUUAAAAGUAGCAGCAGCAACACCAUCAACAACACAAGCAGCAACACUACCAGCUAAACAGGAAACAGUUGCAGUUGCUGCCGCUUGUGUUGCUCCUCGCAAGUUGGCAAAAAUUCAAAAAAUUCCAAAGGAACCCGAGGAACUGAGAGCCAAGAAAAAGGCAAAGUGUGAAGCAGCAGCAGCAGCAGUAGCAGCAGCAACACCGGCGACUCAUUACGAAAAAAUGCCAAUGAAUUUGAUGAUCGUGGAAAGUGUUGAGACAGUCGAUAUGGGAUCAUCGGACAAUGACAACGAGGCAACGGAGCAGGUACCGUUGGUGAGUGCCAGCCGCCGCAAUCUGGCCAAAAUAGUUGCCGAUUGUCGCCUCCAAAUCGAAGUGGAGCCGGCAGCAUUGGCAGCAACCACUGCCCCACCAGCAACAUCGGAUGCAGCAACAGCAACAGCAGCAGCGGCAGCAAUAUCGAUGGCAGCCAGCGACUCUUCUGCAUCAUCAUCGUCAUCAUCGUCGUCAUCUUCCAGCUCAACAUCCUCAGAAUUUACGCACACAUCACAGACGACGAUACCAAGUUCGGAUAAUCUAACGUCAUCCAAUGGCCUGGCCAAUAUGGGCAAAAGCAUUUUAGUUGAUGCCAAAAGUAACUCACCGGCCUCAUUAUCUUAUCACUUCGAAAAGUCGCCGCUCGACACGCAAAAGCAUCAUCACAACAUCAAUAUAUGCAACAGCCACCACCCACAUCAGCAUCCGCCCUCCCAGAAUCAUUCGCAACAUAGUCUGCAGCUGACCUUUCAGAACCUGAACGUUUUGCACAAUGAGCGCCAAAUACUUUCCGAUGUGAGUGGAUUUGUCAGUCCCUGCGAGGUCCUGGCCAUCAUGGGUCCUUCGGGCAGCGGGAAGACCACUCUGCUCGACUGCCUCAGUGGCCAGCGGCACAUUGACAGCGGCAGCGUCUUCCUCAACCGCGAACCACUGACCAAGAAGUGGCGCCGAAGGAUCGGCUAUGUCCUGCAGGAGGAGAUCUUCUUUCCGCAACUGACGCUCCGUGAAACGGUGGUCUAUACGGCACUUCUGCGUCUGCCGGAAUCGAUGCCGCGGGCGGAAAAGAUGCGCCAGGUGGACCACAUCCUGGAGGCCCUUGAGCUGGGCUGUUGUCAGCAGACCAAGUUCGGCGACUACCUCAACCGAGGACUCUCCGGCGGCGAGAAGAAGCGGGCGAAUAUUGCCUGCGAACUGCUCACAAAUCCCCUGCUUAUGCUGCUGGAUGAACCCACCUCUGGACUGGACAGUCACUCGGCCAUCUCGCUGAUGAAGGUCCUCAAGCGGUACGCGCAGCUCGAGCAGAAGACCAUCGUGAUCAGCGUGCACCAGCCGUCGUCCCAGAUGUUCCACAUGUUCGACAAGCUGCUGCUGCUCCACCAGGGACGCACCGCCUACUUCGGGGACGUGCACAACAUAUACCGCCACUUCGAGGACAUCGGGGUCACCAUCAAGCCACACUACAAUCCCGCCGAUUUUGUCCUGGAGCAACUGAAGUCGCAUCCGGAUAUCCGUGAGAAGCUCUUUAUAGCCGCCAAGGAAUCGCACGGGAACUAUUUGAAUCGCAACUGCAUCACCAGCAGCCAUCAUCAGCACCAGGCCAGCGAUUCGGAGGCGAAGGGCAAGAAGCAGGUGGACAGCAUACUGAUCGACGAUAUUAUUAACAACUACUAUAACCACCAAUCCAACCGCCACCACCAUCAGUACGAGAACCUGCACCACACAACGAGUGGCUGUCGGGUGGAGGAGGAUGAGGAGGCGGCCCAGCAUCUGGUGUGGUGCGGUGCCGAUUCGCAGUCUAACUUCAGUUCGUGUGCCUCCAGCGAUUGCCAUUCGUACAGUGCCACUGGCAGUGGGCCAGGACACUCGGCAGACGACGACUGGCUGUCGUAUCCCACCAGCUUUCACACCCAGUUCUGCGUCCUCUCGAGCCGCAACUUCAAGGAGGCCAAGCCGCGCAUGCUCUCCAAGCUGAAUUGGUUCCAGACCAUUGGCCUGGCCCUGAUGGCCGGUGCCAUUUGGUUCCAGUUGCCGCGCACCGAGGAGUUCCUCCACGACCUCCAGGGCUGGAUGUUCUUCUCGCAGACCUACUGGAUGCUCUUCGCCCUCUUCGGGGCCCUCAAUUCAUUCCCCUCGGAGCGAGAGGUGGUGAGCAAGGAACGUCGCUCCGGAGCCUACAGACUGUCCGCCUAUUAUCUGGCCAAAAUGUGUGCCGAGCUGCCGCUGGUUAUCACCCUGCCCACGGUCUACCUCAUGAUUAGCUAUCCCAUGCUGGGAUGCACUAGCUUAAAGCUCUUCUUCCUUAUGCUCAUCUUCCUGCUGAUCAACACGGUGGUGGCCCAGAGCGUGGGCUUCUUCAUCGGAGCCUGCUGCAUGGACAUGAACGUGAGCAUCACCCUCAGUGCCCUUUACACGCUGGCCACUCAGCUAUUCGGCGGCUACCUGUCGUCCCGCAUUCCGGAGGGCCUCAGCUGGAUCCGAUACACCUCCAUGAUCCACUACGCCUACCAGAACAUGCAGAUUCUCGAGUUCCGCGAGGGUGCUGCUAUAGGUUGUGGAUCGCCCAGCAGCUACGAGAUUUGCAAACAGCAGUCAACCGAAUUCAUUCCAUACGAGGAAAUACUCAAAGCUCAAAACUCGACAUCACCGCUCUGGCUGAAUACGCUGAUUCUGAUGAUGUUCCUCCUGGUAUUCCGCUGCCUAGGCUAUGCGGUGUUGCGAUAUGUGCGAUGCCCCAAAAAGACGUGAUAUCCAUAGCUAUUUAUCUAUCUGAGCAGACAUCGAACCAGUGAUACGUAAUUAGUUAAUGCUAGACAUUGCUAGACCGCUACAACUGAACAAACUUGCUAAAUUGCGCCAAUUUUGUGAUUCAAUUUACUUUCAAGCCACACCAUUUAUGUUUAGCUAUUAUAUCUACAAUAAUCCUUAUACCUACUAUUGUAGCUUAGAUGUGAUUUGCGGUUGGGCAGUGCAAGAGAACUGUUGUAAACGUUAAUUUUUGUUUUGUUUUAUGCAUUUUAAUUGUUAGCCGUUUAUAUGUUAUUACUGCUAUUUUGCCCCUGAAACACGAGAAAGAAAGGAAUAGCCAACUAUAUGUUUUAAUGUACGUUUUAAAAGCCCCCAGAAAAUAUUUACUGCUCUAUGCCCCACAUCCAGCACCAUCCGCACACAUGUAUCUACAUUUAUUAUAUGUUUAAAAUGAAAAUGCUAGUAAUUUUUGUAGAAUAUUGCAAAUUUUUUUUCGCUUGGGAAAAAACACUGUGAUUUAGUAUGCUAUUUUUUUAAUUAGUUUUAAAUGAAGAGCAUAAGUUAUUUGUGCUUGAUAGGAAAAAGCCAAUUAUGUAAUUUAAAUGAGAAAAAUCACAAGCAUAAUGU